UUCAUGAUCGCAAUUUGGUAUCAGUUUGCUGCGCUUUGUUCACGGGGGAGGACGUGGGCGGUGUCGCGGCGCGGUUUUCUUCCAUUAUAUCUCCAUUUUUUAUAGUGACAACUUUCGUAUUUAAUUCUUAGUGACACAAAGGGUUCAGCCCAAAACAAAACAAAAAAAUGUUUUCCUUCCACAAACCUAAGGUGUAUAGAUCUACAACUGGCUGCUGCAUUUGUAAAGCCAAGUCCAGCAGCUCAAGAUUCACAGAUUCCAAGAAGUAUGAAGAUGACUUUGUUGACUGUUUCAACUUGAAAGAGAGAAGGUCGGGCGAAAUUUGCAAUGCAUGUGUACUUCUGGUAAAGCGUUGGAAGAAGCUGCCAAAGGGAACAGAUCGCAACUGGCAUCAUGUGGUGGAUGCAAGAGCUGGCCCAGGUACCAAGUCCCUCACUAAAUUUAAGAGUAAGAAGCUAAAAAAGAAUCUUGUAAAUCCAGAUAAACCAUUAAAAGAUAAAAUAAAAAAGAAGCAUCGGUACAUUCGAAAAGUGGGCAGAGAGACUUCUCCAGGAGCACUGAGUGAUGAUGUUGCUGUUGGCGACGAAAGAUUAAGCGAGGGCUCGGGCCCCUCUGUUCCUGGUUCGUUGGCACCUUCACCUUACCCAUCCCCUUACCCUUCCGAAGAUGACGCAGAUUCCCAAGAUCGCACUUUAAUCUCAGGUGCUAGUAAAAGGAAGACCACCAUUCCAGCCCAGUAUCAACUAAGCAGUUUUGUGGAUCUGUCAUACUGGAAACAGGAAAAAGUAUGCUGUGGCUUAAUCUUCCGAGGAGACUGUGGCGAGGUGCUGAUAGACCCCAGAUUUUUCCACCCGUGUUCUUGCCGAAUAAAAAAUCUUGAAAUGUCUCCAACACCAACUCCUAUCUCAACUCCACUUGCUUCAUCUGGAGCAUCUGAUGGAGGCAGUACCUAUGAAGACGAGAUUUUUGACAUGUCCGAGGUAAAUUUGCAUGAAGAUGAAGAUUAUCAAGAUUCUGAUUCCUUAGAUGAGCGACUAGAUGAACCUUACUACUCGUCUCCUACCAAUUCUCCUUCAGGCCCGCUCAUGACGCAUUUAUCAACAGGACUUGCAAGUUAACUAUAGUGUUAAUUAGUGGGCAAAAAUUAAUGACUAACUACCUAUUUAAUUAUUGGUAGACAUGUACCUUUUUUAUUAUUUAGAUAUGACAAAUUUCCAUGAUCAAUAUUAGUGUUCUGAAUUUUAUUUAUUAUUCAUGGGUCCAAGACUUGUAUUUUUCAGGGUUGAUAGAUAAAUUUUGAAAAACGAUACAAAAAAAAAAGUUUUUAUAAAUAUAUAUAAAUAUAUAUAUUUGGCACAGAGCAAGGCUGCAGCCCCUCUCAACCUUUUAUAGUCUUGUUAUGACAAUCUUUUUCAUGGCAAUACUCGUCUUGCUGCACCAAAUACGCCGUCCACUUCUGCAAGCAGUUAACCAAGUGUACACAAUAAAAACUGAAUCGGUAAAUAUUUGAAUACAAAACAAUAUUUUAUAUCUGCUAUUUUUUACCUUUUAGAAUCUUUGUAUCAGAUUAGAAAAGUUUUGGUCCUUAGCUGCAUUCAGAUUUUAUUGUGUGAAGGUUCAAUGCAAUGCAUUCAAUGUAAUUUGAAUCCCAGCUCAGUCUUUGGAAUAUAAAACCAUUAAACGCCCAUGCAAGCUUUAAAUAAUUAAACUAAAUGGUGUAUGGGUUGUUUGAGGUAACGUUCCCGGUGCUGUGUAUGGUGCUGCUGCUGCUGCUGCUGCUGAUGACGGUCCGGUGCGGUGGGACGGUUCUAGGAUCUCCAUAUCAGGGAGUGGGCUCGGCUGCCUCUUGUCCUCAGGUCACAAGGCUCAUGUGCUCAGUCCACCAGUCACUGGCUCCUCUCGCUAAUCUCAUUACAUUUCUUCCCUUUUGUACUAGAGGGUCUGUUUCAUCAUUCUUUCCCACUAAAUACUGUCAUAAAAACUAUUCUCUAAUAAGUGAAUGGCAAAUGAGCAGCAAAGUGCAUUGUUAGGAAAUGGUUAGUAGAAAAAUGGUACAAAUUCAGAAUCUUCAGUUUGUACUUGCAGAAAUGCUGUUCAUGUUAAGAAAUAAUGAAUGUCUUGCACAAGUAAGUAUUUUGCAAUAUUUAGACCUGUGCAAGGAAUAUUAAUAUUAGAGACCAGAGACAAUAAGAGGCGGUCUUCCUGCCUCCCAUGCCUAGGGCUGUACGCUACAUUGCACUCGUUCCUGUAUAUCCCCCCCCCCCCUAGUCCUCUUGGUUUUUGAGGUUGGGGCAGUACAAAAUCUUUGUCUUGUGAGCCUACUCUCAUCUCUUUUGUUACUCAACUGUGACUACAUUUCUAAAGAAUUUCUACUAAGUAGGGGUUCUCUUUUUAUAUAUAAAACAUAAAGCAAGUAUUUUUAGCUAAUUAAAUAUUUUUUAACUGAUUUUCAUAAAUGCAUAAUGUGUUGUGCUCAACAUUUUUUUUAUUUUUCCUCCCCCUAAUAUGGAGCCAGAUGACGGUGUAACCGACUUGCCUGCCAUAUUGCAAAUUUAGAUGAAUUAAUCCCAAACCUGAAUCUAGUCUUCAAACAUAUUAAUGUUAAGGACUUGAUAAAACAAAAAAAUUAACAGAUGGCCCUCAGUAUUACAAGGUACAAGUUAGCUUCUUUUAUAUUGCCACACUAUGCGCUUGUUAGCACACAUGAGCGGUGCUGUCCUGAUGCUCGCUGCAAUAUGAAUCUCUGGCAUCGUGGAUGGUACGUAGGAGAACAGGCAAUGUUAUUGAUGCAUGUGUAUGGACAAUUCCAUGGAUGACACAGGUAUAUUUAAAACAAAAAAGAAAGAUAUAAGAAUGCUUGGUUCCGAGUUGGUCCAAGCUCUUGUGUCAACCAAGGAAAAUGUCCAAGGAAUCAAUGCAGAAACCAAGGACCACUUGGUACAGGAUUGGAAUAAGCUUAUGGCUCAAAAAUGACAAUUGUUGACCUAGUUAUAAAUAUAUUUUUGUCAGUGGCUAAAAUUUUUAACGACUUUUGGGAGCUUAAUUUAUUCAAAAACGUGUAAUUUUUAAUGAUGUUGUGUGGUUCAUUAACACUAAUGUAAUUGGUGUAUUGACCAUAAAUUUUUUAGUAAUUCAUUAUUAUUAAAAGAUUAUUUGUUUGUAUUAAGUUAUGUAUUUAUUGAGCUACAAGUUGGCCUUGUAAAGGAUUCCAAUAUACUGUACUGAGUAUGAAAACAUUGUCAGCCCUAGGAGCUAAAGCUCUCCCAAAGACUGUGAUUAAUUUCAAUAUUGAUGGAUGUUUUAAGGUAAACUGAGAUUAGAGGCAUGUUUUCUAUAUAAUGCAAUCUGGAAAAAUUUGUACAUGCAUUGCAUUCCAAAGAUUAAGUGUAUAAUAUUAUUAAUAUUUCUUAAUAAAUAUUUACAAUAGACAUGAAUCUGACACUUCAUCUUUCCUUUGUGUCAGUGACCAUUGCAUUUCUGAUUUCUGAUUAUAAUUUAUUGUCUAAUUUAAUUCAGGUAUACUACUUAAGUGGGUAAAUUGCAAUGUGACAAGGUGUCACUCACAGCGUAUGCCUGUGACAAAGUGUCAGUCACAGCAUAUGACAAGGUGUCAGUUACAUAGCAUAUGCUUGUGACAAAGGGUAGGCAUAUGCCUUCACCCACAGAUUAUAACCUGGUGUGAAUUUCAUCACUUGUUAUGGUGCCCUUGUUAUUUUCUGCAGCUGUUAGCCAUAUAUUACACAAUUUGAUGUAAAACAUAAGAUUCUGGCCCAUAUUACUUACCUCAGUCAGGUUUUGGUAGGAAAGGUGGACCAAUAUCCAGAGCUGCAAUGUGGUUCGUCUGUGGGUGGGGCCAGUUCCAGGGGUGAAGCUGUAGCACACCUCUGGUGCCUGCUUCAUUGUCAUGACCAUGCAAUUAGCACAAAUGAGACUGCAACUGUACAAAGUGCUAUAAUUCAUGUCACAGUGCUCUUUGUUACCAAUGCUCUUUCACAACAUUUGUUUUAAAAUGUGUGUGAGUAAUGUAUUUUCUUAAAUUAUAAACAUACACAACAAAUGUGCACAUACACAUAUUUAUACAUACAUAAUAUAAUUUUCCAGCCUUAUCAGUCUACUGCUAAGUGAGAGAAAUUAGAUAGUAAACAAAACAAACUGCAGCAAGUCAAGGGCAAGGCUGUUGGUGCAGUCCCUGGUCCAAACCAAACUGAGCUUAAUCAUCCACUAUACAAUGCAAUCUACCUACAGUAUAUUUAAAAAUACAGUAUCUCUUUACAUACACAUGUACACACAUUGCUCACAAUGGUGCAAGUAUUGUGAAGGACUGGAACAUUCAUAUUUAUAUGUAUAUUACAUUCAUACAAUGGUAAUAAUGAACGCUGCUUUUUGGGUUGUAUUUUAUGUAUUUAAAAGGCCUGUACUUGAACUAGAGCACUUUCUAGGGAGUAACAGCUGCAGCAAUUUUCCUACUGCAUCUCAUAAGUACCUGGGAGGAGUCGGAGCGAUCACCACUUGAUAAUUUGUCAAAUGUAUUGCUGAAUAUUUGAGUGUAUCCAAGGUAACCUGUUUGCUCAUUCAACCAGGUGUCACUCUUUGAGCUUAUGUGAUAUCCAUAACUUUGAGCUGUGACUUGCUUUUAUUGUCGCCCGGAUCCUCGUGGGUGUGUAUGGAUGGUCAUAGGACAGUCAGAGAACAGGUUCUCUUCUCUUGUAACAAGUUGUUUUGUAUAAUGACAAAGAUCCACAAUUAAGCUUAUUUUUUGAGCUUGAAGUGUGUCCAUUUCUCUGUUCACUUAUUUAAUGUUCUGUAGUUGUGAAUGUAGUUAUCCUUUUAAAAGUUCAGUACAAUAAAGUAUUGUAUACUA
Messenger RNA from Procambarus clarkii (red swamp crayfish), 4861 nucleotides. Its product is annotated as SIN3-HDAC complex-associated factor. Gene Ontology annotation, cellular component: Sin3-type complex. Gene Ontology annotation, biological process: negative regulation of cell migration. The record is from RefSeq and is a predicted model, not a curated record. Lineage: Eukaryota; Metazoa; Arthropoda; Malacostraca; Decapoda; Cambaridae.